CUUAAAUGUGGAACUAAAAAGUUCGACUAUUUCAAUACCCUUUUGGAGUGUUUCGUUGUGGAGGAUCAUAAGAAGGCUGACUUAGAAUUGGUACAGUUCAUGGAUGGUUUACACAGCAUUGUAAAGUCUCAGAUGCUUCAUCAUCUUGAGCACUCUAACAUAGAGAACACUGCUGAGGAAAAGGGCACAGAUAACGGUGUGAUAGUGGAUCCCCAGCAUAAGUAUUUCAUGGAUCAUGUGAGGCCUAAUGGAAAAUCUUAUGUACUAGAGAUCCCUGAGGAUGGUGUCUGUGUAAAGUAUGAGCCUAAAUCAUCAAGUCCUGAGAGUGCAGAUACCUACACAACAGAUUAUGAUAAGGUCAAUGUGUGCUUAGACAUAGUCAUGCAUGGGAGUUCUCUUGCAAACUCUAAGAGUCCUAAUGUUAUUAGCAAUAUUGUGAAGCGUAGGGGUAGGAAGCCAAAAGGUGCAAAACUCAGUGCUGCUAUGGAUGGCAAUGUUAAGAGAAGUGAUGUGACUUCUGAGACAGAGAAGCAUGUAAGUAAGAUGAAGGAUAAACACAGGACUGAGGUGAUGAAAAAACAAUAUAUAUCAAAAGUAUUGGUAAUUAAAGAUAGUGAUGAUGCAGCAGGUCAGAUUGUAUGUAUCCAAAAUCAUGAGUUUUUUCCUUUUUCCUUAUGCUUUUGCUUAUGAUGAUACUGUUAACUUAGUUUUUCUUAGCUGUAUAUGUUAUCUGUUGCUUCCCUGUUGAAGGUGGAACAUUGUUGGCAAGAGUAUCAUAAAGGCAAGGCAACUACACUUUUCGAAGAAAAACUCAUGGCAGAACUUAAGGCUCCUUUCUGUGAGGAAGAGUACAAGAGGCUUUUACACAUCAUUACUGUUAGAAAGCCAGUCCAACGCCACAGAGACCUGCGUGGAGGUAUCAUAAUCUAUGAUGAACCUCGUCUUGGAAAGUCUUAUCUUGAUUGUAAUCUUGAUCUUGCUAAGAGAAUAAAAGCAGCUCAUGGUGACCAUCCCAGAAUUCUGAAUCUCAUGCGUGGAUUUUUCUAUUGGUUGAAAAAUUUGUCACAUGAUGGAGCAUUCAUGCCAUGGAAAUAUUCAUCGUGGUUGGAUGUACUGCCACAACAGUUGGAAGGAUAAUUUACUUUUUCAUUUAUUUGUUUAACUAUUUUUUGGUUUGAGUGAUCCAAUUAAUUCAAACUUCAAAGAACACAGAGGCCAAGAAGGAAGCUACUUAGU
Vigna umbellata (rice bean) is the source of this 1236-nucleotide messenger RNA. The record is from RefSeq and is a predicted model, not a curated record. NCBI's taxonomy places the organism in Eukaryota, Viridiplantae, Streptophyta, Magnoliopsida, Fabales, Fabaceae.